AUGGCCAACCAAGAAAAAGAAGACAAGACGACAAAGAUGGACGUCGAUCCAAAGAAUGAAAAGAGUGUCGAUGACAAGAAAAAGGACAAGAAGGAGGAAGAAGAGGAAUUGUCUGAAGAAGAUCAACAAUUAAAGAACGAGCUCGACAUGCUUGUAGAGAGACUUCAGGAAAGCAAUCGCGACUUGCAUCGACCCGCUUUGGAGCAAUUACGUACCCUUAUUCGCACGUCGACCAGUUCCAUGACCUCAGUACCAAAGCCUCUCAAGUUCUUGAGUCCUCACUAUACCACGCUCAAAGACUUGCAUGCAUCUUGGCCAGAGUCAGCCGACAAAAAAUUGUUUGCCGAUAUUCUUUCCGUGCUAUCCAUGACAUACGCCGAGGAAGGUCAACGUGAAAGCUUAAGAUAUCGUUUCAUUGGAUCAACUGAGGAAGAUAUUGGAUCGUGGGGUCAUGAAUACGUUCGACAUUUGUCAGCCGAGAUCAUGCAAGAAUAUGAAGCAAGAACCGAAAAGGAGGAAUCCACCGAUGACUUGGUCAAACUUGCUCUCUACAUUGUACCUUUCUUCUUGAAGCACAAUGCCGAAGCUGACGCUGUGGAUCUCUUGUUGGAACUCGAAUCAAUUGAAGAACUCCCUCAAUUCGUUGACAAGAACACCUAUGAACGUGUGUGUCUAUAUAUGGUUGGAUGCAUCACUUUGCUUGUCCCACCAGAUGAUUUGCGCUUCAUGAAGACCGUGCGUAAGAUUUACCAACAACAAGAGAAAUACGCACAGGCAUUGAACAUGUCAAUUCGCAUGCGUGAUAUGGAUCUUAUUCGAGAAGACUUUGAAUCCGCACCUGAUCGAUCAAUUAAGAAGCAAAUGGCAUUCCAGCUCGCCCGACAACAAAUCAACCUUGAAGUGGAAGAUAGCGAACUCAGCGAUUGUAUCAACAACACCCAUCUUUCCAAGCACUUUAUCGCCCUUGCUCGUGAAUUGGAUGUGCUUGAACCCAAGGUCCCCGAGGAUAUUUACAAGUCUCACUUGGAAACUCACAGAAUGACCUUCAGCGCCAAUGUUGAUUCUGCACGCAAUAAUCUUGCAUCAAGCUUUGUCAAUGGCUUUGUCAAUGCUGGUUUUGGAAGAGAUAAGAUGGUGGUCCCUGAUGCUGAAUCCACUAACAACUGGAUCUACAAGACCAAGGAUCAUGGUAUGAUCAGUGCUACAGCAUCCAUUGGUAUGAUUCUCUUAUGGGAUGUGGAAGCCGGCUUGUCUAUCAUUGACAAGUACAUGUACUCGACCGAUGACAACAUCAAGGCUGGUGCUUUGUUGGCUAUUGGCAUUUUGAAUUCGGGUGUGCGUGAAGAAGCCGAUCCUGCUUUGGCAUUGCUCACCGAACACAUUGAAGGCGAUAGUCUUACCAGCAAGCAGGCCGCCAUUUUCGGUCUUGCUUUGGCAUAUGCUGGUUCAGCACGACAAGAGAUUUCAGAGCUCCUCUUGCCCAUUGUAAGCGACACAUCUCUCUCUAUGGAAUUGUCAGGUCUUGCAGCCCUUGCUUUGGGUAUGAUCUUUGUCGGCACAUGUGAUGGUGACAUUUCCAGCACAAUUCUUCAAACCAUGAUCGAGCGUGAAGAAAACCAUCUCAAGGAUACCUGGGGCAGAUUCAUGGCUUUGGGUUUGGCACUUUUGUUCCUUGGACGACAAGAUGCUACUGAUGCUAUCAUUGAGACCCUCAAGGUGAUCGAACAUCCUUUGGGCAAGCAAGCCGAGGUGUUGGUGGAAGCUCUUGCAUAUGCUGGUACCGGCAACGUCCUCAAGAUUCAAAACAUGCUCCAUCUUUGCAAUGAUCAUUUGGACAAGUCGAAAGAAGAUGAUACCUUCCAAGCAUUUGCUGUACUUGGUAUUGCAUUGAUCGCUAUGGGUGAAGAUAUUGGAUCAGAAAUGUCUCUCCGUUCCUUUAACCAUUUGAUGCAUUAUGGAGAGCCAGUGAUUCGACGAACAGUGCCACUCGCUUUGGGCUUGCUUUGUGCAUCCAAUCCUUUGGUGAAUGUCCUUGAUACUCUUAGCAAAUACUCUCACGACAACGAUAAUGAUGUUGCUAUCAGCGCCAUCUUUGCUAUGGGUGUCGUCGGUGCCGGCACGAACAAUGCUCGUCUCGCUCAAAUGUUGCGUCAACUUGCCAGCUUUUAUCACAAGGAUGCAUCGAGUCUUUUCAUGGUGCGCAUUGCUCAGGGUCUAUUGCAUAUGGCCAAGGGUACAAUGACAAUCAAUCCUUUCCACACCGAUCGGCAGAUCAUGUCACCUGUUGCAGUUGCAGGUCUCAUGUGCAGUCUUAUCACAAUGACCGACUACAAAUCAUUUAUUUUUGGCAAGUUCCAUUAUCUUCUGUAUUCCCUUGUCACCGCCAUGUACCCCCGAUUCUUGAUCACAUUCGACGAAGACCUCAACAGCUUACCGGUCACUGUUCGUGUGGGUCAAGCCGUCGACGUUGUUGGCCAAGCGGGUCGACCAAAGACCAUCACAGGUUUCCAAACACACUCAACCCCUGUUCUACUUGCUCAUUCGGAACGUGCAGAAUUGGCAACCGAAGAUUACAAAUCACUGGCUCCUGUAUUGGAAGGCAUUGCACUAUUGAGACGUGUACAGGAAGAAGAAACCGAGUAG
This is a messenger RNA of Lichtheimia ornata, 2643 nucleotides long. RefSeq lists its product as uncharacterized. Bases 1 to 2643 code for a protein of 880 amino acids. Lineage: Eukaryota; Fungi; Mucoromycota; Mucoromycetes; Mucorales; Lichtheimiaceae. Gene Ontology annotation, molecular function: enzyme regulator activity. The transcript is spliced from 14 exons. Gene Ontology annotation, cellular component: proteasome regulatory particle, base subcomplex; nucleus; proteasome complex. Gene Ontology annotation, biological process: regulation of protein catabolic process; proteasome-mediated ubiquitin-dependent protein catabolic process. The record is from RefSeq and is a predicted model, not a curated record.